UUUAAGUAAAUUCAAAAUACUACGGAAUCAACAAGAGCAGUAGUAGUUAUGCAAAUUAAAGUUUGCCAUCGCCUCGUUAGUUUGUAUUAUUUACUGAAUAUUGCAUUUAUUAGCAUUACUUUUACAUUACCUAAUAUUCGCGAAAAUCUGAAACAGUUACCUAAAUGACAAGGACAUAGAUAACUAGGUCUAGCCUAGCUAUACUUAGCUAGCUGGAGCUAACAUUAAGUUAUAAAACUAACAGUCAGUUACAUCGAAGAUUUUUUUAAACCAGUUCACUUGACAAUAACAUUCUAAAUGAAUGAUUGUGAUGGUGAUGGUGGUCGGUAUUUGUAUUACAUUACCUCAACUAGACAUGAGUCCGGAGUUAACGCACUAGCUAGGUUGGUAGCUGGCGAAGUGGCUUUAGCUAGCUAGCGUUAUAUAUCCUAAGUUACAUUUGAGACAUCAGAAUUCCGAUGAACACGGGAAAGAAAGAAAAACAUGGUUACCAGAUGUCAGCUUUAUUAACAAGCGCGGUUUACAAUUCCAGCGUAUUGUGAGGUGCUUGUGUUCACCUUCACACCGAAGGAGGGUGAGAGCUACGUGUGGUAACAGUUACUCGCUUGUACGAUGGCGGGUCCCUUGCUGGAGUUUGAGACGGAGAUGUUUCUCAGUCUUUUCGGUACUGAUGGGCUGUUGGUGACGGCAGAAGGAAUGGGCAUCGAUCGCAUACUACUCCAAUUCUUGCGGGUGUACUCUGAGGAGGGGAGUCUUGUGCUCUUGUUAAAUACAACUACACCUGAACAGGAGUACUUUACUGAACAGCUGCGGGCAGAGGGAGUGAGUCACCUUCCUCAGACUGUGACGAGUGAGGUGCAGAGCAGCGAGCGCUACCGCGUGUACACACGGGGAGGAGUUCUCUUCGUCACCAGCCGCAUUCUGGUGGUGGACUUUCUCACAGACAGAAUCCCAGCACAUCUCAUCUCAGGAAUCUUGGUAUAUCGGGCCCACAAGAUCAUCGAGUCAUGUCAAGAAGCUUUCAUCCUAAGGCUUUUCCGGCAGAAGAACAAGACCGGUUUUAUCAAGGCCUUCACAGACAAGGCCACGUCCUUCUCUUCAGGAUUCUGCCAGGUGGAGCGGGUUAUGAGGAACCUAUUCGUCAAGAAACUCUUCCUCUGGCCCAGAUUCCAUGCUGCUGUGAACUCUUUGCUGGACCAACAUAAGCCUGAUGUGGUGGAGCUCCACGUGACUCUCACCCCAGCCAUGAGUGCCAUCCAGAGCUCAGUGCUGGACAUCAUGAACGCCUGCCUGAAAGAGCUGAAGCGCUACAACCCCACACUGGAGGCAGAGGACCUCUCCCUGGAGAACACUCUGGGAGCUGCCUUUGAGAAGACGAUCCGUCACUACCUCGAUCCACUGUGGCAUCAGUUGGGGGCCAGGACCAAGUCUUUGGUCCAGGACUUGAAAAUCCUGCGCACUUUGCUGCUCUACCUGACCCAAUAUGAUUGCGUCACCUUUCUGAACCUUCUAGAAUCUCUGCGGUCCAGCCAGAAAGCUUUUGGCAGUAACUCAGGAUGGUUGUUCUUGGACUCCAGUACAUCAAUGUUCGUCAAUGCUCGUACACGUGUCUACAGAGUGCCUGAGGCAAAGAAGAAACUUAAGAUUGGCAGUGACCCAGAACAGAAACCAAGCAGCUCAGCUGAGGUGAAAAGGGUGCUGGUUCUCGAGGCGAACCCUAAGUGGGAGGCUCUCUCAGAGGUUAUGCAAGAGAUCGAGAGAGAGAACAGCCAAUUGGAAAACAACCCAGGCCGGGUGUUGAUCUGUGCCAGCGACGACCGCACCUGUGCCCAGCUGAAAGAGUACAUUACCAAAGGGGCUGAUUCUCUGCUCACCCGCCUCUACACACGCACCAUCGGGAAGAACGAGGCUCCCUUUGACCUAGCCUCUGACCAGAGGGGGAAAGCCAAGGGCAGGAAAGACCAGGGGAAGGGGCCCGACGGCAAGAAACGCAGAGCCGAACAAGCCAAGAGCUGUAAGAAGAGCCUGAAGCCAGAGCUGACCCUGACCCAGAUGGUGGGGAAGGAGAAGAUGGGGGGAGAGCACAUGGGCAGCAGUGGAGAUGAAGGAGAACAGGAGGAGACGAUGGAGGAAGAGGAGGUCCUCUUAGACCUGUCCUCUGAUGCCUACUAUGGUAUCCUGAAGGAGCCACUGACUGUAAUCCAUCCACUUCGGGGUUGCACUGACCCCUACAGUCUGACCCGUGUACUGCAUGAGGUUGAGCCCAGCUAUGUAGUGCUGUAUGACGCUGAGCUCUCCUUUGUAAGGCAGUUGGAGAUCUUCAAAGCUAGCCGGCCUGGAAAACAGCUGAGGGUGUAUUUCCUCAUCUAUGGUGGCUCCACUGAGGAGCAGCGCUAUCUGACAGCCCUGCGCAAAGAGAAGGAAGCCUUUGAACAUCUGAUCAGGGAGAAGGCCACUAUGGUGGUACCUGAAGAGAGAGAGGGACGGCAGGAUACCAAUCUGGACCUGGUGCGCAACCAAGAUCAGGCAAAUGCCACCACCAAUACGCGCAAAGCAGGAGGUCAGGAGGAAGCAGCGGUGCCCUCGCGGGUCAUCGUGGACAUGCGGGAGUUCCGCAGCGAGCUGCCCUCCCUGCUGCACCGGCGGGGGCUGGACAUCGAGCCCGUCACCCUGGAGGUGGGGGACUACAUCCUAACCUCGGACAUGUGCGUGGAGCGCAAGAGCGUGAGCGACCUCAUCAGCUCUCUGCAGAGCGGCCGGCUGUACACCCAGUGCCUCUCCAUGACCCGCUACUACCGGCGGCCCGUGCUCCUCAUCGAGUUCGACCCGGCCAAGCCCUUCUCCCUGGUGGCCCGCUCGGACAUGCGGCAGGAGAUCUCCUCCGCCGACGUCAGCUCCAAGCUCACCCUGCUGACCCUGCACUUCCCCCGGCUGCGACUGCUCUGGUGCCCCUCGCCCCACGCCACGGCCGAGCUCUUCCAGGAGCUGAAGCGCGGCCGGCCCGAGCCCGACGCGGCCCUGGCCCAGGCCGUCACGGCGGAGUCAGACACCGUGAGCGAGUCCGCCGACCUCUACAACCCCGGCCCUCACGACUUCCUGCUCCGCUUGCCUGGGGUCAACACCAAGAACUACCGGGCUCUUAUCAGCAAUGCAGCAAACCUGGCGGAGCUGGCCACGCUAAGCCAGGACAGACUGGCUGAAAUCCUGGGCAAUGCUACGAAUGCCAGGCAGCUGUACCAGUUCCUCCACGGAACCAUGGAUGUCCCGCUGGCUCAAAAGGGCAAGAUGACAGAGGCCCGAGGGAAGAGGUGAUCCCUCUUCAGUUCCCACCUGACUCAGUUCCCACACAUGGGUGUGGACAUAGGUGUGCCUUGAUUUGUGGGAAAAACUCUUGUUUAAUGUAGUUUGUUAAUAUUGUAAAUUUGACAUCACAUUUUUGAAACCUACAUUUUUUUUUUUACAUGCGUAAAAUGAAAAAUAAUUUAGAAAGUGUAUUUUUAUAAGUAGUACUUAACCGUGUACAUGUUCUUUAUACAGUGUGUGUGUGUGUGUGUGUGUGUUUGCAGUGAUGCAUCUUUAGAAUUAUUGUGAAGCACUAUAUACUAUAUAUGAUGUUUUUGUGAAAUGUGGCAGCUUACAUCAGGAUAGAUGAUACAGUAUACAUCACAUCUUAAUUCCUGGUGUCGUUCCUCACGCUAUUGUAGAGGUGUAGUUGCUUUCGUUAGCUUUAGAUGGCGAUAUCAUGUAGAGAACUGACGAAACGAAUGGACUGUUUUGCUUCAGAAUCGUAAUUUUCAAUGUGCUCAUUUUUGGGCAGCACCCCACGUCCUAUGGUAUAAGGAGCAACUGUCGUCCUACAUGCUUCAGAGUCUAUCAGCUGUAAUUUUGUGCAGCACAUGAAUGGUAUGACGUGCCGACAUUGGCAGUAGAGAAACAAAUGACGCAAUAAACAGGCUAAAGUCUAUAUUGCUUAUUAUUAAAUGCGAUAAACUGCA
This is a messenger RNA of Conger conger (European conger), 3995 nucleotides long. RefSeq names its product excision repair cross-complementation group 4 (gene ercc4). The record is from RefSeq and is a predicted model, not a curated record. The transcript is spliced from 11 exons. Gene Ontology annotation, cellular component: nucleotide-excision repair factor 1 complex. Gene Ontology annotation, biological process: nucleotide-excision repair involved in interstrand cross-link repair; resolution of meiotic recombination intermediates; double-strand break repair via homologous recombination. The coding region runs from base 613 to 3312 and encodes 899 amino acids. Lineage: Eukaryota; Metazoa; Chordata; Actinopteri; Anguilliformes; Congridae. Gene Ontology annotation, molecular function: single-stranded DNA binding; damaged DNA binding; single-stranded DNA endonuclease activity.